UCCCCAGUCUGGCUCGCGCGCGAGGCCAGCGACAACUGUCCCGGCAGUCAGGGCUUCAGAUAACCUCCCGCAUGUCCUGGGAGAGGGGACGUCGUGUGCACGGGCACGCACCUCCCGCAGCGCGGCCAAAGAAGGGCAUACUGUUACAUAGCAGCUUGUAAUGGCGGCCUCUGGAGAAGGCAGUAACCCCAGUGGCAGAGCAAUACCCUGGCCCCUGGCACAGCUGUGGGAGCUUGAGCCGAGGGUGGCCCGCCGACGCCUGUCCCAGGCCCGCCACCGAGCCACCCUGGUGGGGCUGUUCGGCAACCUCCGGAAAAUGGUCUACUCCCAGUCUGAUCUCACAGCCUCAAAGUGGCAGGUUUUGAAUAAGGCGAAGAAUCAUAUUCAGGAGCUGGAGCAAACCUUGGACAAUCUUCUGAAGAUGAAAGAAUCCUUCAAGCUGGAGGACGGGAAUGCAAACAGCUUAGAGGAGGUCAAGGCAGAAUAUGCCAGCAUGUACUCUGGAAAUCACAGCCUAGUCUCAAAUAAGGUUUGUCAUAAUGGCUCUGCCAACUGGUGCCCAAUCGAGGCAGUUGGGAAGGAUGCUGAGGGGGAGGAAGAGGAGGAAGAAGAGGGGGAAGACCACGAAGAGGAGGAAGAGGAGGAAGAGGAAGAAGAGGAAGAGGAAGAAGAGAAGAAAGUGGAGCCCUUACACUCCCCAGUCACCUUGUUGCCGGACCUCAUGGAAUUUGAACGGUAUCUCAACUUUUACAAACAGAUGAUGGACCUUCUGAUCGGGAAUGGGAUUGUCUCCUCACAGGAGGUGACACUCCCCAUCGUCUCUGCAGCCAUCUCCCACCUGUGGCAGAACCUCUCUGAGGAGAGGAAGACCAGUCUUCUGCAGGCCUGGGCACAGAGGAACAGCGGCCUCCUGGGCCUUGCUGGUACCUAUCAGGAGGCAGGCUGUGCCGAGGGCAGCGUGAAGGACAGUGGGGUUGACAGCCAAGGAGCCAGCUGCUCACUCGUCUCUACCCCAGAGGAGAUACUCUUUGAAGAUGCCUUCGAUGUGGCAAGUUUCCUGGACAAAAGUGAGGCUCCAAGUACUUCUAGCUCUAGUUCAGCAUUUGCCGGCAGCAACCCAGAAAAUCCAGAGGAGAAGUUUCAGCUCUACAUGCAGAUCGUCGAUUUUUUUAAAGGCCUUUGCUGCGUUAACACUCAGUUAAAACAGGAACCAGACCUCCCCGUUGACGAUGAGAUGAUCAUGUUGAGGUGCAUGGAGACCUUCGAUGAUGAAGACCUGUGACGCACAAGGGCUGGGAAGGGAGGGGGUGAACGGCGGUGGGCGGCUUCCAAGUACUAUGCCGACAGCCAAAGCUGUACCUGCCUCGGCCUUCCGGGACAUUUUGGAGUGGCUGUCCCAGAGCAUUUGGAUGGUUUCCGUUUCUGAUUGUUAUAAAGUAUUUGCAAAGUA
Messenger RNA from Neofelis nebulosa (Clouded leopard), 1450 nucleotides. It is a transcript of the gene STRA8, whose product is annotated as stimulated by retinoic acid 8. The transcript is spliced from 9 exons. The coding region runs from base 161 to 1282 and encodes 373 amino acids. Gene Ontology annotation, molecular function: protein dimerization activity. The record is from RefSeq and is a predicted model, not a curated record. NCBI's taxonomy places the organism in Eukaryota, Metazoa, Chordata, Mammalia, Carnivora, Felidae. Gene Ontology annotation, biological process: cellular response to retinoic acid; meiotic cell cycle.